Cercopithifilaria johnstoni is the source of this 1593-nucleotide messenger RNA. The record is from the annotation of a GenBank genome assembly. Lineage: Eukaryota; Metazoa; Nematoda; Chromadorea; Rhabditida; Onchocercidae.
AUGGAGCCAAAGAAGAUAAGAAAUAAAAAGAAAAAUAAAAAGGGAAACAUGGAUGACGAAAGAUUUAAGACAGUUUUGAACGAUCCACGUUUUGAUGCACUACCGCGAAAGGAAAGGAAAGUAGUGAUCGACGAAAGGUUUAAAGACAUGUUGACAAGUAGAAAAUUUGCGUCAAAAAGUAACGUCGAUAUGCGCGGUCGACAUGUCAGUUUGAGACCAAAAAACGAUUUAAAUGUGUUGUAUGAAUUGUCAAGUGAUGGUAGUGUGGAUGUUGAGUCAGAAGAGGACAAGGAAAUUAAAAUUGAUUUAGCUCGCGGGAAUGGUAACAUAACAUCUAGUGACGAAGAUUCAUCUUCCGAAUGGGAAUUGGAAGAAGUAGAAAAAGAGACGCAUAACUGGGGUGAAACUGAUAGGGAUGCUCGUCGAGUUGAGUGGGCAUCUCAUCGUUUAGCUUUGUGCAAUAUGGAGUGGGAUCGAAUUUCGGCAAUUGAUAUUUUUGUUAUGAUAUCCUCAUUCAAACCACCUGCACCAGCUGCUAUCCGAUCAGUGACAAUAUAUAAAUCGGAUUUUGGUCAGAAGCGUUUAGAAGAAGAAGAACGUAUGGGACCCAAAUUGACUAAGCUAAAAAAACCAAUUGAGGAUACGGAAGAAAUGGAUGAAGAAACUCGUGAAGCAAUGAGAGCUUACCAAUUGGAAAGGAUGAGAUAUUAUUAUGCUGUUAUUGAGUGCGAUGGGUUGGAAACAGCCUCUUACCUCUAUGAAGCAUGUGAUGGUGUUGAAUUCGAAAGUAGCUCUAUACGUUUGGAUUUCCGCUUUAUACCCGAUGAUAUGACCUUUGAAAAUAAUGCAAUUAAGGAGCGGGUUACUGAAGAAGAUAUCAAUUUCAAUGCAUUUAAGCCCAAGAUUUUUGAAAGUGCAGCUUUAUCGAAGUCGUCUGCUAAACUCACGUGGGAUGAAACAGAUCCGGAACGUAUCAAAGCAGAACAGGAUGCAUUUCUUCCAGAUGCAGAUCUUGAUCAAGUCCAGCAUUUAUUGGCGCCAUGUUCAUCUGACGAAGAGAACAGUGAAACAGGAAAAAAUAUAGUGUUACUAAAAGAAGCGGAAACAGAAGCUUUAAAAAAAGCUGAUCCGGUGAUGGAAGUAACGUGGGAUGUAGAAAUGACAGAUGAUAUGAUUUUGAAUAAUAAAAAGAAAAAAUGUGGUGAGCCGACACCUUGGGAAAAAUAUCUUGAGAAGAGGAAAGCGAAACGCAGAGAACGAAAAGCUAUGAUUGCUGAUCUGAAGAAAAAGCAGAAGGCAGAAAUGGUUGAAAAUGCUGUUGAAAAUGUUACUAAGCCAUCUGCAAAAAAUAAGCUGAAAAAACGUAUCAAAAGUAGUGAAUCAGAUUAUAUCGAUGAUGAAAGGUUCAAAGCUUUGUAUAGCAACAGUGCUUUUGCUAUUGAUCAAUCUCAUCCUCUGUUCAAAUCAUCAAAACUCGCUCUAAGACAGGUUGAAGAGAAGCGGAAACAUAAAGUUGUUGCCAGUCCAAUCGAAGAUAACGUUGAAACGCUAGCAAAUAAGUUGAAAAAAAAGCAAGUGAUGCGAAAAAAUUGA